Molecule: messenger RNA, 3230 nt
Organism: Cydia strobilella
Lineage: Eukaryota; Metazoa; Arthropoda; Insecta; Lepidoptera; Tortricidae
Product: putative RNA-binding protein Luc7-like 1
Exons: 7
Coding region: 166-1299 (377 amino acids)
Biological process (GO): mRNA splice site recognition
Cellular component (GO): U2-type prespliceosome; U1 snRNP
Molecular function (GO): mRNA binding
Source: RefSeq, a predicted model, not a curated record
UUAACUGUUCAUAAUUUGGCUAUUGCGAAUGAUUUAAAAUUAAAUUUAUUUAGUUGUAAGCGUGAAAGACCUAACAAUUUCGUUUAGAGAAGCGCCUCGUAGCUCACUAGACUUUAUAGUCUAGUCCAUACUUCUGAAUAGCUCUUACCACAACAAGCAUUCAGAAUGUCUGCACACGAGCAAAUGAGGGCGAUGUUGGAUCAAUUGAUGGGCACAGCUCGCAAUGGUGAAGCUGACAGUCAUGGUGUCAAGUUUUUUGAUGAUUCUGUGUGUAAAUCAUUUUUACUACAAUGUUGCCCACAUGAAAUUCUAUCUUCAACGCGAAUGGAUCUAGGUGAGUGUCCAAAAAUACAUGAUCUGGCACUGCGGGCGGAUUAUGAGUUAGCGUCAAAGACCAAAGAUUAUUUCUACGACAUUGACGCAACGGAGCACUUAGAGGCAUUCAUAGCAGACUGUGACCGUCGGACUAAUGCCGCCAAGCAGCGCCUGGCCGAGACCCAAGAGGAGCUGUCCGCCGAAGUGACCGAGAAAGCCAACUCGGUCCAUGAGCUCGCUGAGCAGAUCGGCCAGAAACUGGCGAGGGCCGAGGCGCUUGGAGAGGAGGGUAUGGUGGAAGAGAGUGUCAAGCUGAUGGGAGAGAUAGACGAAUUGCGUAAAAAGAAAGCAGUGGCGGAACAGGAAUACCGCAACUCAAUGCCGGCGUCGUCCUACCAGCAACAGAAGUUGCGCGUCUGCGAGGUGUGCUCCGCCUACCUCGGCAUACACGACAACGACAGGCGGCUUGCCGACCAUUUUGGAGGAAAAUUGCAUCUCGGAUUUAUCACUAUUCGUGAAAAGCUUGCUGACUUGAAGAAAAACGUAGAAAAAAGGCGCGAAGAGCGCGGUGCGUCCGAGCGGGAGCGCGGCGGGGGCGGCGGGCGGCGCCACUACGUCGGCGGCCGCGAGCUCGACCGCCGCGCGCGCCGCCACCGCGAGACCGCGCGCGACCGCCGCGACGACCGCGCCGACCGCAAGGACGCCGACCGCAAGGAAGCCGACCGCAAGGACGCCGACCGCAAGGAAGCCGACCGCAAGGACGCCGACCGAAAGGACGACAAGCGCGACCGCGGCGACCGGGACCGGGAGCGGGAUAGGGGCGAGCGGGACCGAGAACGCAAGAGGAGUCGAUCACGCAGCAAAAGCAAGCGGGACGGUUCCCGGGAGCGGUCGCGCGACCGCGACCGCGACCGCAACCGCGAGCGCGACUCGCGCCGCAGCCGCUCGCAUCUGUCGUCGUCGCGCGACCACCGGCGGGACUAGCGCCGCGUUCCUAGGAUAUUAAUACGGGACAAUAUUGACGCGCCAUACGAAUCUGAAACCUGAAGGUUGACCUGUUUCAUUUUGAGUAUUUUGACCUAUGAAUGUAAAGAAAACUAGUGAUUUAUACCAGGGGCAACUGGAGUAUCAUAGAAGUUACAGACGAAAAGAUGCUCGACUGCCGUGCCCCCAGAUUUCAUCAUGCUAGCUCAUUUCAAAUGAGCGCAGCUAGCAAGAUGACUGUAACUUGUUGUAUUAGCCUGGUUGCUCAGUUGUCUAUGAUUAUUCAGGCCUGUUUUAGUUGCUUCAUUACAUUUGUCUAAUAAUAAUUAAUGUUAAAAAUGCGUCAAAAUCACAUUGACAAAGAAAAAGUAGAGUAGAUUUAAUAUAUAGUGAGUUGAAUGACGAAAAAUAUUGUAAAUGAUGUUUAAAGAAAUUACUAUUCCAUUUUACGCCUUUUUUGGUGUUUAUAAUGGUUUACAGGCGCAAGAUUGACUCAUUUGUCGGAGACGGAUAUCAGUAGUUGUCUCAAGCGCUGCCAUCAGGGAAUGCAAUAACCGACCAUAGUUCAUAUAACCGGUUUCGGUUAUGCCCAAAAAAUAAGCGAUAAUUGGUUUUAAUAUGAACGGUUACGGUUAUUUUCGACAAAAAAUGAUAAACAACCAAGUAAUCAAUAAAUUACGAAAAUAAAGGUACAGUAUUAGGGAAUGUGUCUUCGUUUUUUAAUAAAACACACAACAUAUAGUGAAAGUGAAAUGAUGACCUUGGACGUGGUACAAUAUUCAAUCAAAAUAUUUCAUAAAUAAGGCAAGUAAAUUAGGUAUAUGUAUUUCGUUUAAAGUACGCGAAUGACAAAAAUUAUAGUCACAGGCGUCACAGCCAAAAAAAAGGCAGGAUUUUGUAAUCAUUAGAAGGUCAGUUCAUAGAAUUUGUCAUAAAUAAAUAACGUCACCGAUUAUUAGAGUUUCAAAUAAUCGUUUAUGAUUUUUUGUCAAAAUAAGCGGUUAUUAUUGAUUAUUUCGGUUACGGUUAUAACCGAUUUGCAUUCCCAUGGUGAUUAUAAUGAAAUAAUUAACAGUUUUAACGUGUACAGUUUUGUGGUCGAUUAGGGUUAUCUGAAACAUUAACGCUGUAGCAGGUGCCUACCGCGAACAUCGAAACUUAUUCUUUUUUUGUACUAUUCGAGGUAGCCCCACGAAGUUAUUCCGGAGUGAAUAUUUACUACGGCUAAAGUGUGAUCGAAAGAAAAGUGAAACUGGAGGAUUGCAUCUCGUUUUGAUUACGGAAUUAACGACGUCAUUUGACAAUAAUGACGUGACAAAAAACAAUAUGUAAUAUAACUAACUUGUGUAAGUGUGACACAGUCUUCUGGUUUGAUACUCUUUCGAAUCGUGUUCUCUAGUCUUCUCAGACCUCAGAUCACCUGUCUUGCUCGGUGAUAAGGACCAAUAGCAAAAAAGUAACACCGGGUAGUCCGGGUCUAAAAUUAUCCGUGGGUAGCCUUCAAGUAUUGCCAUCUAGUGCGAAAAAUAUCAGAUAACUCAUUGGUUUUAGCAGGUUCAGUUUCGUUAUAUCGAACUAUUUCCAUCUUCAUUAAUUUAAUUUGAAGUAAAACAAUUCGAAGCCAAUUCUUGCGCGACUGUUUAAAAAAUAGGAACAUUAAUGUAAUUAAUAUUUAGGUUAGUUGUUUUGUUUUAAAGUAGAAAAUAUAGCAAAAAUGAAAUAAAGCAAUAAGGACACGCACUAUUUUUGUUUGAUGUUUUGUUAGUAUUUCAUACAAUACUUUUAUUUGUAAUAGGUUUACCAAUAAGUAAGUGUAAAAGGUUUUAUGUAUCAGCUCACGUUUGUGUUAAAAUCGGAUCGGGAGUAGGUAGCAACUUGUACAAAGAUUACUGCUCUGCACUCGUUGAUUUAAUAAAUCUUUACCUAUUAAA